AGGGUUUCCCUGUAGGUCACUAGUUUUGCUGCAUUCUCUCCGGGAGGUACGGCCUCAUAGGGCUUCUCAAACAUCAGUGCGCCUGAGCGUCAUCUGAGGCGCUGUUUCAAAUGCAGCUGCCCGGGCUAUAAGAUCACACCCGAAGGCGUCCGGGAAUCUUCACUUUUUCCGUUGCUAGCAGUGGAAGGGUCACAGACCAAACACUAAGGCCUGAGCGGUGACAACCGAGGCGAGAUGAUGGUCAACAGGGAAUGCCUCGUGGGAGAAAAAAGACAAUUUUAUUCUCAGUGCUGAUUUUGAGAUGAUGGGCUUGGGAAACGGGCGUCGCAGCAUGAAGUCGCCGCCCCUUGUGCUGGCCGCCCUGGUGGCCUGCAUCAUCGUCUUGGGCUUCAACUACUGGAUUGCGAGCUCCCGGAGCGUGGACCUCCAGACACGGAUCAUGGAGCUGGAAGGCAGGGUCCGCAGGGCGGCUGCGGAGAGAGGCGCCGUGGAGCUGAAGAAGAACGAGUUCCAGGGAGAGCUGGAGAAGCAGCGGGAGCAGCUUGACAAAAUCCAGUCCAGCCACAACUUCCAGCUGGAGAGCGUCAACAAGCUGUACCAGGACGAAAAGGCGGUUUUGGUGAAUAACAUCACCACGGGUGAGAGGCUCAUCCGAGUGCUGCAAGACCAGUUAAAGACCCUGCAGAGGAAUUACGGCAGGCUGCACCAGGAUGUCCUCCAGUUUCAGAAGAACCAGACCAACCUGGAGAGGAAGUUCUCCUACGACCUGAGCCAGUGCAUCAAUCAGAUGAAGGAGGUGAAGGAACAGUGUGAGGAGCGAAUAGAAGAGGUCACCAAAAAGGGGAAUGAAGCUGUAGCUUCCAGAGACCUGAGUGAAAACAACGACCAGAGACAGCAGCUCCAAGCCCUCAGUGAGCCUCAGCCCAGGCUGCAGGCAGCAGGCCUGCCACGCACAGAGGUGCCACAAGGGAAGGGAAACGUGCUUGGUAACAGCAAGUCCCAGACACCAGCCCCCAGUUCCGAAGUGGUUUUGGAUUCAAAGAGACAAGUUGAGAAAGAGGAAACCAAUGAGAUCCAGGUGGUGAAUGAGGAGGAGCCUCAGAGGGACAGGCUGGGGCUGCCGCAGGAGCCAGGCCGGGAGCAGGUGGUGGAAGACAGACCUGUAGGUGGAAGAGGCUUCGGGGGAGCCAGAGAACUGGGCCAGACCCCACAGGUGCAGGCUGCCCUGUCAGUGAGCCAGGAAAAUCCAGAGAUGGAGGGCCCUGAGCGAGACCAGCUUGUCAUCCCUGACGGACAGGAGGAGGAGCAGGAAGCUGCCGGUGAAGGGAGAAACCAGCAGAAACUGAGAGGAGAUGACGACUACAACAUGGAUGAAAAUGAAGCAGAAUCUGAGACAGACAAGCAAGCAGCCCUGGCAGGGAAUGACAGAAACAUAGAUGUUUUUAAUGUUGAAGAUCAGAAAAGAGACACCAUAAAUUUACUUGAUCAGCGUGAAAAGCGGAAUCAUACACUCUGAAUUGAACUGGAAUCACAUAUUUCACAACAGGGCCGAAGAGAUGACUAUAAAAUGUUCAUGAGGGACUGAAUACUGAAAACUGUGAAAUGUACUAAAUAAAAUGUACAUCUAAAGAUGAUUAUUGUGAAAUUUUAGUAUGUACUUUGUGUAGGAAAAAAUGGAAUGGUCUUUUAAACAGCUUUUGGGGGGUACUUUGGAAGUGUCUAAUAAGGUGUCACAAUUUUUGGUAGUAGGUAUUUCGUGAGAAGUUCAACACCAAAACUGGAACAUAGUUCUCCUUCAAGUGUUGGCGACAGCGGGGCUUCCUGAUUCUGGAAUAUAACUUUGUGUAAAUUAACAGCCACCUAUAGAAGAGUCCAUCUGCUGUGAAGGAGAGACAGAGAACUCUGGGUUCCGUCUGGCGUCGUCCUGUCCACAUGCUGUACCAAGUGCUGGUGCCAGCCUGUUACCUGUUCUCACUGAAAGACUGACUGGCUAAUGCUCUUGUGUAGUCACUUCUGAUUCUGACAAUCAAUCAAUGGCCUAGAGCACUGACUGUUAACACAAACGUCACUAGCAAAGUAGCAACAGCUUUAAUUAAGUCUAAAUACAAAGCUGUUCUGUGUGAGAAUUUUUUAAAAGGCUACUUGUAUAAUAACCCUUGUCAUUUUUAAUGUACAAAACGCUAUUAAGUGGCUUAGAAUUUGAACAUUUGUGGUCUUUAUUGACUUUGCUUUGUGUGUGGGCAAAGCAACAUCUUCCCUAAAUAUAUAUUACCAAGAAAAGCAAGAAGCAGAUUAGGUUUUUGACAAAACAAACAGGCCAAAAGGGGCCUGACCUGGAGCACAGCAUGGUGAGAGGCAAGGCAUGAGAGGGAAAGUUUGUUGUGGACAGAUCUGUGCCUACUUUAUUACUGGAGUAAAAGAAAACAAAGUUCACUGAUGUCGAAGGAUAUAUACAGUGUUAGAAAUUAGGACUGUUUAGAAAAACAGGAAUACAAUGGUUGUUUUUAUCAUAGUGUACACAUUUAGCUUGUGGUAAAUGACUCACAAAACUGAUUUUAAAAUCAAGUUAAUGUGAAUUUUGAAAAUUACUACUUAAUCCUAAUUCACAAUAACAAUGGCAUUAAGGUUUGACUUGAGUUGGUUCUUAGUAUUAUUUAUGGUAAAUAGGCUCUUACCACUUGCAAAUAACUGGCCACAUCUUAAUGACUGACUUCCCAGUAAGGCUCUCUAAGGGGUAAGUAGGAGGAUCCACAGGAUUUGAGAUGCUAAGGCCCCAGAGAUCGUUUGAUCCAACCCUCUUAUUUUCAGAGGGGAAAAUGGGGCCUAGAAGUUACAGAGCAUCUAGCUGGUGUGCUGGCACCCCUGGCCUCACACAGACUCCCGAGUAGCUGGGACUACAGGCACACAGUCACUGAAGCAGGCCCUGUUUGCAAUUUAUGUUGCCACCUCCAACUUAAACAUUCUUCAUAUGUGAUGUCCUUAGUCACUAAGGUUAAACUUUCCCACCCAGAAAAGGCAACUUAGAUAAAAUCUUAGAGUACUUUCAUACUCUUCUAAGUCCUCUUCCAACCUCACUUUGAGUCCUCCUUGGGGUUGAUGAUAGGAAUUUUCUCUUGCUUUCUCAAUAAAGUCUCUAUUCAUCUCAUGUUUAAUUUGUACGCAUAGAAUUGCUGAGAAAUAAAAUGUUCUGUUCAACUUUUAAAA
Pan troglodytes (chimpanzee) is the source of this 3204-nucleotide messenger RNA. It is a transcript of the gene GOLM1, whose product is annotated as golgi membrane protein 1. Gene Ontology annotation, cellular component: Golgi apparatus. The record is from RefSeq and is a predicted model, not a curated record. The transcript has 10 exons. NCBI's taxonomy places the organism in Eukaryota, Metazoa, Chordata, Mammalia, Primates, Hominidae. Bases 302 to 1516 code for a protein of 404 amino acids.